AUGAUACAAGAGAAAGAAACUUUGGGUUGGCUACAAAAAGGUUUAUCUAUAGCUAAAAAUGGUGAUAAGAACAGAGAUUGUGAUGAAUGCGCAGGUGUUAUUCUUAAUAAUCUUAGAUUAAUACAUGAAAGAAGAGAAAAUAAUGAAUUAGCUGUUUCUUUGUAUAAUAAUGCUAUAGAAUUUGCUGAAAAAGCACUAGAUUUUAUUGGUAUUAAAGAUUUUACCAGAAACUUGAAUCGUGUGCGAAUACGAGAAGAAAAUUCUGAGCAAGUUUCAAUGAAACAAUAUAAAUAA
Funneliformis mosseae is the source of this 294-nucleotide messenger RNA. NCBI's taxonomy places the organism in Eukaryota, Fungi, Glomeromycota, Glomeromycetes, Glomerales, Glomeraceae. The record is from the annotation of a GenBank genome assembly.